This is a messenger RNA of Vollenhovia emeryi, 1021 nucleotides long. RefSeq names its product 26S proteasome non-ATPase regulatory subunit 10-like. NCBI's taxonomy places the organism in Eukaryota, Metazoa, Arthropoda, Insecta, Hymenoptera, Formicidae. The coding region runs from base 241 to 933 and encodes 230 amino acids. The record is from RefSeq and is a predicted model, not a curated record. Gene Ontology annotation, molecular function: protein binding. The transcript is spliced from 4 exons.
GCACUUUUCACGCAUCAUUCCAGUUUACGCGUAAACUUCGUGACGCUGCCAUUCGCGCGUCAAAUCACGCUGUCGCGCGCGUAAUUGUAACGCGUUGCGGCCAAUCGGGACAAUCGUGACGAGCCAGCAGCGGUGACCAGUUCCUGCAACGUCAAUUCCUUCGCGCGCGUUCAAAACGUACAUCCCGGAGGGCGUCCGUCUCGUCGAUCCACCGGCGAAAAGCUCGCGAGCCGAAAAAGAAUGUCGCAGCAGGAGUCAACGGUGUACGACCUGGCGUAUCGCGGCAGGACCGCGGCCGUGAAGAUUCUGCUGAGCGAGAACGAGAGGCUGAAGACGCAAACGGACAGCAACGACCGAAUGCUGAUACACUGGGCGGCGCUGGGCGGGCACGACGAUCUGGUCAGGCAUUUGCUGUCCCUCGACGUGCCGGUGGAUCCCACGGACGACACAAACAUGACUCCGCUGAUCCUGGCGGCGUCCGCCGGCCGCGAGAAAGUCGUUAACACGUUGCUGGCCGAAGGGGCGAACGUGAACGCGACGACGGUCGACGGUCACUCGGCGUUGCAGUACGCCGCGUCUAAGAACUGGAAGUCCAUCUGCGUGGCGUUGCUCGAGAGGGAUGCGGACGUGAACAUCGCGGACAAGCGAGGUGCCACGCCUCUCCACAGAUCCGCCUCCAAGGGCAACACCGCCAUAGUCAAUCUCCUCAUGGAGUACGGGAAGAAAUUGAACAUUGAUCAGAGAGACGCGUACGGUAACACGCCGUUGCAUCUCGCGUGCGAGGAGAACCGCGUGGAAGAAGCAAAACUGCUGACGGCGCACGGCGCGGACCUGACGAUCACCAACAGGGAGCGCAAGACUCCGUUGGAUCUCGCGAGUCCCGGAUUGGUCCGACAGCUCGAGGAAAUUAAGCGAGAGGCUGCGUCCAAGUGAAAUGCUCCCCCUAGCGCAAAUUUUUCAUUACGAGAGGUUUACGCGAUCUAAGUUUCGUUUAAAUAAAGUCUUCAAUAAAUUUAUCCAU